This is a messenger RNA of Aspergillus ochraceoroseus IBT 24754, 1530 nucleotides long. RefSeq names its product 3-ketoacyl-coA thiolase peroxisomal A precursor. Lineage: Eukaryota; Fungi; Ascomycota; Eurotiomycetes; Eurotiales; Aspergillaceae. Gene Ontology annotation, biological process: phenylacetate catabolic process; fatty acid beta-oxidation. The record is from RefSeq and is a predicted model, not a curated record. Gene Ontology annotation, molecular function: acetyl-CoA C-acyltransferase activity. Gene Ontology annotation, cellular component: peroxisome. The transcript is spliced from 2 exons. Bases 417 to 1499 code for a protein of 360 amino acids.
CACAAGCACACUGGCUGUUUCUCUCCCUGGUCGGUUAUAAAAGCUGCUGUCCAGUUGUUUCUCCUGGAGUUUGUCCUUCCCCUCUUCCUGAAAAGUUGUUUUCGUUUUGUCUCUGGGCGAUCUCUUUGUAUAUCUUCCCUUUUCUCAACCUUCAUAUAUCCUGUUGACGUCAUCAUGUCCUCUGGUAAGCAGUACAAUACAGUACAAUCCCUAGACGAGUUAUCCAUCCAUCGCUGACACUCUGACACUCUGUAGCCCAGCAACGUCUGAACCAGGUGGCCUCCCACUUUGGAGGCAAGCAGGGAGCCUCCGCCAUCACCGAGAAGCACCCUGAUGAUGUUGUCGUGACAUGUGCCCUCCGUACCGCCCUCACAAAGGGUGGAAAGGGUGGCUUCAAGGAUACUGCGGCUGCUGAUAUGCUCGCUGGUGUCUUCAAGGCUGUUAUUGACCGCAGCAGCAUUGACCCCAAGCUUGUUGAGGAUAUCUCCGUCGGCACUGUCCUUGCCCCCGGUGGCGGUGCCACCGAGUUCCGCGCCGCUGCCCUGGUGGCCGGCUUCUCCGAGUCCACUGCCGUCAAGGGUCUGAACCGUCAGUGUUCUAGCGGUCUCCAGGCCGUCGUGGACAUUGCCAAUGCUAUCAAGUCUGGAAUGAUCGAAGUUGGUAUUGGUGCGGGGGUGGAGAGCAUGACCUCUCAAUAUGGUCCCGGUGCAGUGACCGAGUUCUCCGAACUCCUUGAGAGCCACCCUGAGUCGGCCAACUGCAAGGUUCCCAUGGGUGUUUUGUCCGAGCAGAUGGCCAAGGACCGCAAGAUUACCCGUGCGGUUCAGGAUGCCUUUGCUGCUUCCUCAUACCAGAAGGCUGUGAAGGCCCAGAAGGCUGGCCUCUUCAACGAGGAGAUCGUUCCCCUCGAGGUCAAGUGGACUGAUCCCAAGACCAACGAGGAGAAGACCGUCACCGUCAAGGCUGAUGAUGGCAUCCGCGACGGCAUAACCGCCGAGUCUCUCGGCAAGAUUCGUCCCGCUUUUGCCAAGGACGGUUCUAUCCACGCCGGCAAUGCCUCUCAGAUCUCCGACGGUGCUGCCGCUGUCCUUCUCAUGAAGCGUUCUACCGCGGAGCGCCUGGGCCAGAAGAUCAUCGGCAAGUAUGUCGCUGCUAGCGUUGUCGGUGUCAAGCCCCUGCUCAUGGGUAUCGGCCCCUGGAAGGCCAUCCCUGUGGCUCUGGAGAAGGCUGGUAUCACCAAGGAGGACGUUGACAUCUACGAAAUUAACGAGGCUUUCGCCUCCCAGUGCGUGUGGUGUAUCAAUGAGCUUGGCCUGCCCUUGGAGAAGAUCAACCCCAAGGGUGGAGCGAUCGCUUUCGGACACCCACUUGGCUGCACCGGAUCCCGACAGGUCAGCACACUGCUCACAGAGCUGAAGCGCACCAACAAGAAGAUCGGUGUCACCAGCAUGUGUGUUGGUACCGGUAUGGGUAUGGCUGCUGUCUGGGUUGCCGAAUAAAUGCAAAGCCAAAAAAAAAAAAACAAUUCCC